Messenger RNA from Amaranthus tricolor (Joseph's coat), 2910 nucleotides. RefSeq names its product PKS-NRPS hybrid synthetase cheA-like. Gene Ontology annotation, biological process: regulation of DNA-templated transcription. The record is from RefSeq and is a predicted model, not a curated record. Bases 662 to 1990 code for a protein of 442 amino acids. The transcript is spliced from 4 exons. NCBI's taxonomy places the organism in Eukaryota, Viridiplantae, Streptophyta, Magnoliopsida, Caryophyllales, Amaranthaceae.
UCUAAAAACGUUGUUCGGUUUUAAGCAAGCUGUUACUUGUAAUGGAUUAACUAUGGCUAACGAAAGCGAUUAUGAAUCGAAUUCGGAGUUUGAAAACUUCGGAAACAAUGUAGAUUACUCUAGUAGCUUUGUUACGGAUAGGGAAUUUGCUUCCUUAAAUGAGUUACAUAGUUGGGACGAUGCAAUAGCAAUAACAAUUGGUUUUCAAUUUACACGUGCUUCUGAUAAAAAAAAGAAGGACGUUCUAGAAUUAGUGUGUAUUUAAGAUGUCACCGCUAUGGUAAUUUUAGGGGUGAUUUACAUAAUCUAGAUAAUACUGCCUGACCUGGUUCUAAAAGUAGAAGUUGCGGCCGUAAAUUUUUAAUUGUAGCAAGUAGUCGUAAACUAGAAGAAAGACCUUGGACGGUAAGGGUGUGUCCUGAUGAAAAAAGAAGACAAAUCACUCGUUCUUAGUGUACAGAGAUGGUCAUGUAAGGGCGAAUAGGAUCGAUGUAGAUAUUCGGGAGCACAUACGACAGCUUAAUGCAACCGACCUUUAUUAUAAAUUUUAUUAGAAAAAAUUUUCCUGGUUUUUACGAGUAUGAAGCAGAUAUAUAAUAUUAGGCAAUUAAUAAGGAGAUAAGAGACUGAGGGUAGGACUCCCCUUCAACACUGUCUUUAUAUGGUCAAAGAACUUAAUUACGUGGUCUGGACAGACUUGGAUAGCGAAGGGGAAUUGAGCAGAUUAUUAGUUGCAAAUCCUACCUCUAUCCAAAUGAAACGUACGUGGCCGUAUGUUGUACUGAAAGAUACAACGUACAAAAUAAACAAACAAAAGUGGUCACUAUGUGAAGUGAUCGGAAUGACGCCAACGAAUCACAACUUUUUGGUUGCGUUCUGUUUGAUGCGAGAUGAGGCAGCUGUGUCGUAUUCUUGGGUGUUGCAGAGACUGAGAGAUAUUUUCGACACAGCUCAAACUCCUAGCGUCAUUGUAACCGAUCGAGACGAAGGUUUAUCUGCAGUUAUUCAUGAUGUCUUCCCAGAUGUGCAGCAUUUGUUAUGCAUUUGGCAUAUUGCAAACGACGUGGAGAACAUGGUGGACAAGUUGUUUGGCGGGAAAAAAAAUCAACAAGGGAAAAUAUUCAGGAAAGGUAGAUGGAACCCCUUGGUUGAAAGUUCUACAAUCGGAGAAUUUGAAGAGAGAUGGCAAGCGAUUGUGAAUACGUGGUCCGUUAGGAACAAAAAGGUCGUUCGGUAUUUGGCUGAAACAUGGAUUCCACUUAGAGAGAAAUUUGUGCGUGCGUGGACGAAUGAUUGUUUGCACAUGGGUAACCAGACUACCAGCAGAGUUGAAAGCCAACACUUGUCUUUCAAGUAUUACCUUGGUAGCGGUAAUAGCUCAUUCGAUACCCUAUUUAAAAGGGCACACGCACAGAUUACAAAUCAGCAAGCCAGGAUCCGACAAGCGCUACAGGAAUCCAUGAUUUCUGUAGCAAGGUCGCUGUGGCAGCAGUUCUUUAGACCUUUAUAUCGCCACAUAUCUAUAUAUGCCUUGGAGCAGCUGCGGCUUGAAUAUAACCGUAUGUUAGAAUUGAGUGAAUUUGUAUUCAACAAAUGCGGUUGUGUAUUUCAACACACCCAUGGAUUUUCGUGUGCUUGUUAUUUAUAUAUGUCUAUCGGUUCACACGGUGCUUUGUUUGUGGAUGACAUUCAUCAAUUCUGGAGUACUUUGAGGUACACAGAGGUAGGAGAUCAAACCAGCGAAGGAGUACAAUACGCGAAUGCCGAUGACAAAGAGUACUUUCAAUCUCUGGUCGAUGAAAUUCUAAGAUCUGAUCCCGCAGUUGUACGCCAAAUGUCUCAGGUACUUGAGUAUGAACUACACCCUGAUGGAGCCGAAAUACCUGAGCCUUACGCAAGUCCACCUAUAAAGGAAAGACCAAGCACAAGCAAAACCACGAGAAGAAAUAAAAGUGCAUUUGAGUAUAGCAGAUCAUCUUUUCGAGGUUGAUGGUCUAGAACUUCAUCCCGCGGCAGAUCUAGUGGCAGAUUCAGUUGGAAUUAAGUUUAGUUUCAACUUAUCCGAUGAUCCAGGAGGUCGUGAUUUUUCAUAGUUUCCAUGGCCUAAUAACAUCCCAUUCAUUAUUCCUCCUUACUUGUUUGAUUGGAUUGAUGUGUUAGGUGAUGGUAACUGUGGAUUUACAGUUAUUGCCGCCACAGAGUUAGGAGGCGAGGAGGCAUUGCCUCUUUUAAGACGUGCUAUGUGUAUGGAAAUGUAAAUGAACAGAGACUAAUACCUAAGUUUGUACUUAUCCCAUGAGUCGUUAGACGAUGCUAUAUUCAGAAUAGGUUCACACGGCAAUGGACCUGCUCCUUAUAUUCACUGGAUGGAUGCACCGAUGGCAUUGUACUCUGCAGCAACGUUUCUAAACAUUGGCAUUGCUUAUUAUGGUUCUGCUGACGGUAACCCGAUGUACAACUGUUUGGUUUUUUCGUUAAGGAAACCACCGGGUGUGCAUAGUGUAAAUAAAGUUAUACAUAUAUGUUGGGUGAAUGGAAAUCAUUUUGUUCACCUUUUAAUGAACGACGAUUCAUCCCCACUCUCGCCCAUCCAUCAAUAUUGGAGAGAAGCAGUUGACAAUUUUUCCAGACAUAUUGAAACACGUUUCAGUAUUAGGAUUAUGCUCUGGAAUAAUCUAUGCGGGCCACGACCACCACCACGUAAUAACACCGUUGACGAUGCUGUAAAUUUAGAUAGUCCGUAGUUUACCGUGUUGUACAAAUCAUUAUUCAGUUGUAUUAUAGAAAUUAUACACGAGAUUCAAUUUGUAGAUAGUCCAUAGUUAUAUUAUUGUGUACAGUGAUUACUAUAGAAAAUGUAGUUUAAAUUCUUUGCGUAUAGUAACGAUUCAAAUUAAUAAAGGCAUUGAU